AUGUAUUCUCAAUGUUUGAUAGUUUUUGCUUUAAUCACUUCGAGUAUUAGUAAUCCAACGAAUAAAUUAAGUAUAAUACGUAUUGGUGCUUUGUUCGAUUUCGAACAUCCAUCAGUAAACAAUGGCCGACAAGAUUUGCGAGCAGCUCAAAUAGCUAUUACCGAAAUAAAUCAUCGUCAAAAGGAUUUGUUCCAUGGAAAUUACGUACUUCGAUUAAUAUCAAAUAAUUCUCGGUGUGAUCCGAUUUAUGCAGUGGACGCAUUUUUUCAUGCAAUUUUUCGUCGUCCACAAUUACAUUUUCUUGUUGGUACAUCAUGUUCAAAUGAAACGAAAGCCAUCAUCGAUGUUGCUGAUUAUUACAAUCUAAUUUUGUUUUCGCAUUCAACUUCAUUUAUUUCUCAAGUUAAUCAAUCGUAUUCAACAUUAGUGCGACUUUCUGUAUCAGAUGAGAAUUAUAAUGAUGCUCGUGUCGCUUUUAUUAAAUAUAAUAAUUGGUCUCAUACAGCUAUUAUUCAUCAAGAUUCCAUUGAACAAUCUCUUGUAACUAAAAUUUCUCUAAUCGAAAAGUCAAAUUUUCGAGCUCUUUGCUUUUUCAUUUCAAAGAUGAUGGCAAAAUUAGCUAAAUAUCUAAAUGAAUCCAAUAUAAAUGUUUUAUUUACUCAAAGUGCAUCACGACUUAAUCUAACAUCAGCAUUACGAAAUCUUCAAGGAAAAAAAGCUCGCAUUGUCUUUGUUAAUUUUGAUACAUCAUCACGUGCUAUAUUCUUUUGCGACGUGUAUCGAACAUUUAUUAAAGAAGUACGUGAACGUUAUGUAUGGAUUUUAACUGGAAAUGAUUAUGAUUCAUGGAAUUUUUCAAUUAGUAAUUGUACAAAAGAAGAAAUUUUAGAUGCAGCUCACGGUCAUAUUAUUAUCGAUAGUUCAUAUACAAGAAAACCUAGUUGCAUUAAUCCAAAUAUGGGACCAGUUUCUUUUCGAAAUCGUCAACGGCAAGCUGAAACUGUCAUAAGUCAAUUUCAAAUUGAUACACAUCGUCGACAUUCUAUUCGAAUUAUUGCUGAAUAUUCACAACUAUCAGGAUUUAAUACGACUUGUUCCAAAUGUCGAGCAUUGCUUUGGCCAAAUAAAAUACCAGUGGAUACAGAACGAACUGAAAUUCGACGUGUACUUUUAAAAUUUACCGAUAUUAUACUGGUCACUGUGGCUUGUGUAUUGGGUCUUGGUUUAGCCAUCUUCUUUUUAAUAUUUAAUAUUAUUCAUCGACACGAACGUUAUAUCAAAUUAUCAAGUCCUAAGUUAAAUAAUGUAUUAAUUAUUGGUGCAAUGCAUAUUCAUAUUGCUAUACUUCUUUUUGGUUUUGAUCAAUGGUUUCUUGAACAUAACAUUCCUGAACAUGCAUGCAUAGUACGCAUCUUUCUUUUGUCUGGAGGAUUUUCAUUAACAUUUGGUUCAAUGUUUUUAAAAACUCUACGAGUUUAUCGUAUAUUUACAUCCAAUGAUCGGCCAUUACUUCAUUCAAAACUUCUUCAGGACUAUUAUCUAUUACUGAUAUGUUUAUACCUCUACGGUAUUGAUGCAAUAUUCACAAUUGUCUGGCAAUAUUUCGAUCCUCAUUUCAUCGUAUUCGCUUAUGGAUCGAUUCGACGCCUCGAUAUGGAUACAGUUGUUUCGGACGAAAUCUAUUACUGUAAUUCAAAAUAUCGGCAAAAAAUUUUACCAUUUCUUUAUCUUUAUAAAUCCUUAUUUCUUAUUGUUGGUGGUUAUCUAGCUGCUAAAACUCGUCAUGUUCAUAUAGCAGCAUUAAAUGAUUCAAAAUUUAUUGUUUGGAGCAUAUAUAUUGUUGUUUUAACUAGUUUAUUUACGGUUAUUGUAAUGUUAUCAAUACAAAAUUUACGCGUCUAUAUUGUUCUAUGUUUUGUUGUUAUUAUGAUGACAAGUGUUAUUAUAUGUCUUGUCUUUCUACCGAAAGUAUCGAAACUAAAACAUCGAAAUCAAGGAGAAGUGGUUUCAAAAGAAUUAUAUAUGGAUGAUUCACGCACACGACGUCUAGCUGUUGAAAUAAGUUAUUUUGAAGUACAUCGUUAUGCACAAUUACAAAAUCGAGAAUUGAAAGCAGAACUUAUUCGAUUUAAUCAUGCUUUAACUACGCUUCAACAAAGACUGGAAUCAACCUCUACAACAGUCACUAUGGCGCUAUUCCCAUUUGCUGUUCGUUUCGCUUCGACAUUUUUACCAAAAACAGAUGUUCUAACAUCCAAUACUCUUUCAAAUCAUAAAACUAAUGAAGAAACAGUUGCAUUUGAUGAAGAAGCAACUACGAUUGGUAUUCAUUCUAACGAAGAAAAUGACAAGGACAGUAUCGUUGAUACGACAACUAGUUCUGAUAGUUUUCUACAUGAAUUUAAACAACAGACAACAUCAUCAUCUGAUAGUGAUCUUUCAGUAGCUUUACAGUCGUUCAUUGACACAAGUUCAUUACCAUUGUCAUCUAUUGAUAAUCAGCAAAACGUGACGACCGAUAAUGAGGAAUCUAGUUCAUUAUCACCAACACAAAUAAUGAGUGAUAAUGAAUCGGUGCUUUACUUACAUUUAGCCAAUGAAUUAAAUAUGACUAAAGCAACAUUGGAUAGUGAUCUUGAUCGAGUAGGUCGAUGA
Molecule: messenger RNA, 2655 nt
Organism: Rotaria socialis
Lineage: Eukaryota; Metazoa; Rotifera; Eurotatoria; Philodinida; Philodinidae
Source: the annotation of a GenBank genome assembly